CCCCCUUUUGCCCUCCGCUCGCUGCGGGAGGAAGAAGCGUGAACUUGAACGCAGCCUUCACUGCUCAGUGCGAGUCCAGGCAGAGGCCAGUCAGUCUUAUCAGUCUGUCCCCGCCGCUCGGGUUUCGGUCAACUUGUCGGAGACAGGAGCAGCUGGACGGACUGUCGUUUAGUUUUUUGUUUUGGAGUUAUCUUUUUUGUUGUUGUUUGGGACACAGAAAGGUGCCAAACGCGGAACGCUCGACGCGAUGUCCAGGCGCAAACUUGGAAGCAGACCGCAGCACCUGAGUGCAAUUCAAGAUGCUACUGACAUGGUGGAAGGUACCAGUCCACCAGACGACCAGCCUCCUCCUCCUCCACCCCCUCCUCCACCCCUUCCACAAGUUCUGGUUCCUGACGAGGGUCAUGACCUACUGACCUGCGGCCAGUGCAGCCAGGCCUUCCCGCUUGCCCACAUCCUGGCGUUCAUUCAGCACAAACAGGGCGACUGCCGCUCCAGAAACCAAACCCCGAACGACAGCGCCACACCGCCCUCACCUGCCAAUCAAGCACAGCAGCGCGUCGCCAGUGCCGCGCCAGGGCCGGGCUUCAUCGAGCUGAGGAGAGGAGCGGUCAGGGGCAAGGCCUGGGGGGAGGAGCCCGGCGUGAGGGCGCAGCACAGCAAAGCAGUGCUUGAGGAGCCCUCCUACUUCACCUGCCAGCAGUGUGAAUCUGUGUUUCCAUCUGCGUGGGCACUCCUACAGCACGCUCAGCACACACACUCCUUCAGCAUCUACCAAGAGGACCAGGAGGAUGACAGCAGAGGAGGAAGAGGAGGACUUAAAGAGCACAAGCCUGCUGCAGCCACUCUGGACCCUCGCCAACUGAGCCAAGCUCUUGCCUCAGCGUUUCAGCCCUCCGCCCUGCGCCUCAGUCGCUCCCGUCAGACUCACACCACCACCAACAACAACAAUAACAACUCCUCCUCCUCCUCCUCCACUAACCUGCAGGCUCUGAACUUUUCACUGCGGCUCAGGGAGCUCGCCGAGGGGAAUAAUAACACCACCUGCAGUUCCCCUGGAGGCCUGGUGCUAUCUCCGUCCUCUUCUCCACCAGCAGCCUCCCCCUUUCCUCAGACCACCACCCUCCAGACUGACUUCCACUGCGAGCCGUGUGACCAGAACUUCCAGUCCCUGCGCGCCUUGUCGGCCCACCGCCGGACUCAUGCCUGCGAGAGGCCCUAUCACUGCGGAGUGUGUGGACAGGCCUUUGCCCAGAGUGGCCAGCUGGCCCGUCAUAUAAGGAGCCAUCAUAGGAUGGUUGGAAGUGGAGGAAGUGCAUAUGAGUCGGUGGAGGUAGUUGCGAUGGAGGAGGAUGUAGGGAGGCAGGGCAUGAGAGGAAGGUUUCAAAUGCAGCCGUCUGCAAUCAUGGGAAAGGGAAGGGUUAGUGCAGACAUGAGGGUCCAGGGCUCUUCGGAGCUCGACCUGACCCUGCCCAAACACCCCUCCAUUGCUUCGGGCCUUAUGCUUCUCACCUCGCAGGUUAGACCGUCAGGCCGGGAGCUGCUGAGGCUGUACCAGCGCCAGAGAGAGCCAGGAGAGGGAGGGGAGGAGGAGGCAGAGGGGCAGGGGGAGCCUCAGCACACCUCACCCUGCGCCAGCCCCUCUGAAGGCUCACUGGAGAGUGGAGAGACAGGAGGCAGCGGUGAAAGCGGUAUUGCCAGUGGCAACUGCACUCCCAAACGUCCAGAGUUGGGCGACCGGGUACGAGGAGUGGGAGAGUGGGAGAAUGACAGAGGAGAGAUCAUAGAGAGGGAGAAAGAGUGGAGCUCAGCCAAAGUCAGUGAGGCUGUGCAGGAGUGGCAAAGGGAGAAUGAGCGAAGGGGUGUAGGAGGAGGUGUUGGCGGCGGAGGAAACAACAGCAACGCUACCACCGCUUCGAGUGGUAAAAAGAAGAAAGACGAAGCCUGCGAGUACUGUGGUAAACAGUUCAGAAACAGCAGCAACCUGACUGUGCAUCGUCGCAGCCACACAGGUGAAAGACCCUACCGCUGCGGCCUCUGCAACUACGCCUGCGCUCAGAGUUCAAAGUUAACACGCCACAUGAAGACCCACGGCGCCCAGGGAGCAAAGGCUUCCUUCUUGUGCCAGCUGUGUGCGGUGCCCUUCACUGUCUAUGCUACACUCGAGAAACACCUGAAGAAAGUUCACGGCCUGAGCCACGCCAGCGUGGGAGCGUACGCGCAGGCCAGCGCUGCAGACACUUUGGCUGCCAUAAAAGCUGAAGAAGAAGCAGUGGUGGUAAAAAUGGAGGAGGACGAAGCCAGUUUGGAUCGGAUAGAAAUGGAGAGUAAAGCGCGGAGCGAUGGCGUGAAAAGCAUGGAGGUGGAUGAGGGGCAAAGUCAUGCGCAGUACAUUGAGAGCUUGGGGAGUCCAGCCAUAGUGGGUGAUCUCCCAGUCGAGAGCAACACAGAAGUGGGAUUAGCUUUGACUUCUGCGCCAUGAGAGCUGUUCUCAUUCUCUAAAUGACAUUAAAAUAGCACUGUUUAGGAUUCAACCCACCGAUUAAAAUAAAAAAACUCAUCCAGUCAUUGAACCGACAGUCAAGUUAAACUGGAAUCUAGUUUAAAGAACAAGCUAUAGAAAGCAGCAGGCAGGAACGUCCUCUCUGCCAGGCACCCAGCAGCCAUCAGUCACGUUGUUCAUGAUUAUAUGCAAAGUUGCUGGUUGAAACUAAGUGCCUACAGUUCUUUAGACCACAGAGCAAAACAAGGCCAUGACAUUCAACGGGGAGAUUACCAGAGCUCUUGAACAGGAAGUGAACCGCCACAGUCCACACCGACACAGGAAACUGAUCACCAUGUUGCAGUGCAGGAUGCAAAAGACGAGUGAUUUAUCUCUGUGGUGACCCACUGGACAGGUGGAGACAGAAAUUAACUGUAAGAUAAUAAAGAGAAGGGAUUAUACUGAGUUAAAAAUAAAAACAACCUAGCAAUAGAACAAUGUUAAUAUAUUUUCAGCAUCAGCAGAUGGAAAGAGGUCAUAUUGUGCUACCAAGCUGUUGCCGGUUUUCUUUUCGAGAAGAUGUUUUAAAGACUAAACAGACACAGGAGUGAAACGAAUCCAAACACUGUCUGCCUGCAGUUUCUCAGACUCCUCUUUUUAAAGGCGCUUGGUUGUCACAACACUUGUCACUUAACGUAAUGUUUACAGGGCUCGCGGGGCCUGGAAAGGUUGCGCUCCUGACUUUGUGACAGUAUGUGUGGAUGGAAUUUUUUUUGUUCUAAUUUUAUAAAUGUGAAUAAGGAGACUUUAAAGUCUCAUUUACGUUUUUUCUUUCCAUGAUUAGUUUCUAUGCAUAAAAAAAUGCAAUUUUUCAUAUAUGUGAAACGGGUGUGUAUUAUUUUUCUCUAUUUGUAUCUAUUAUUGUGAUGGUAAUUUCUCUCUUUCACUGUUUACAUUUGUGAAGUGCCGGACUGCUUGAAGCUCGUGCAUGUUUUGCAGCCUUUUGAAACUGUUCCUUUUUUGUUUGUUUGUUUGUUUUGUUGUCUGUGUUCGAAUUAUUCCUAAUUUAUGGAUGCUGCAUGUUGGUGGUUGUAAAACUGAAUAAAGCUGUUCCACCGCCGAACGACAAGCUUGAGAGAUGCAGGAGUAGAUAGUUGAUGGUUUUAUGGGAAGUGAGCACUUGGGUUAGUGAGUUUGUGAGUUGUGUGAAUGUUUUUGUGUGUACGUCCUCGGGUGACGCUUCUACUUGAACCCUCUGUCCUAUGAUCUCGUGUCCAUAGUGUGACUCCGCCGGUCAUAAUCACUGUGUCGCCCUUCUGACAGGUCAUCGUGUGUCAACGAUGAGGAUUUAAGUUCGGAAACGCAAAAUAAGCCUGAGAAAAUCUGUCCGUUUGACAAAUAUGACAGGAUAAACUUCAGUCAAGUAGACUGCUAACAACGUUUUUGUGACUACUGUGAUGACUUUGUGUUACCAUACCUGAUUUCUUCUUGCAUUCAUGUCAGGGAAAACAAAUUCUUAUGUGUGUGUUGUGUAAUGAAUGAUUAUGGAUGAGUGCAGUGUAACUGUUCAGGGAUAUGUAUAUAGAUUGACAUUCUUGCUGUUACUCUACUUAUUCUUGUUAUUAAUAUUAUCUGCCUCUGCUUUACCUUGUAUCGUCUCCUUUACGCUGAACACUGGCUAAUGUAAUACCGAUACGCUGUCUUCGUAAACUUGACACCAUUUUGUAAUUGAGGAGCCUCAAUAAAGAAUUGAGGUGAAACA
Scatophagus argus is the source of this 4244-nucleotide messenger RNA. RefSeq names its product zinc finger protein 296 (gene znf296). Gene Ontology annotation, cellular component: nucleus. Bases 248 to 2482 code for a protein of 744 amino acids. NCBI's taxonomy places the organism in Eukaryota, Metazoa, Chordata, Actinopteri, Scatophagidae. The transcript is spliced from 3 exons. Gene Ontology annotation, biological process: positive regulation of transcription by RNA polymerase II. Gene Ontology annotation, molecular function: RNA polymerase II cis-regulatory region sequence-specific DNA binding; DNA-binding transcription factor activity. The record is from RefSeq and is a predicted model, not a curated record.